CGACGACAACUGUUACCAAGAACCAAACCUGCAUGGACUGCAUCAUGAUAAGCUCUUUCUGCUCAUAGCUAGCUCAUGCAAACACAAGCUCAAGUCGCUGCCUAUCUCGCAGAACGACAUAUCCAUACCUCCUCAACAUGGCUACAAACAGCCUACGCCCACGCAGGCACGCUUCAUUCCAUUGAACCGCUCACACAUACAAUCACCAAGCUCCUACUACAAACAGACAUCACAGCCUCUCUUGGCCCUGAUGCGCCGAGUUUCCCGCCGCUUCCUGAUGAGCCUGCUGGUAGUGGCUUUGUUGCACUACGCGCACCAACGGUCGUUCAGAUCAUGGCCAUUGCUGAGAUUGGUACCAGUCUUGCCGGUCAGCUAGAUGCAGUCGAUGCAUUACGAGAAAAGCAGAAACCUAUUGAACGACGACUUGUACGACUCAAUGAAGAGCCCGUUGAUGCAGAUGGUGCGCAACCUGCCGCAACGGCGCCUAUGGCCAGUCACGGCGAUCCUCUGAAUCUCCCCAAAAAGACAUUACGACUCGUCCUUCAAGAUGCACGCGGACAGCGACGUUUUGCCAUUGAGCAGAAACCAGUCGCUGCGCUCAACUUGCUGCAAACGCCAGUUGGCAGUAAGCUGCUGCUCGAUGCAGGCGUUUUGGUCGUGCAAGGUGUUGUCUUGCUCAAAACCCUCACCACUGUGUUUCUAGGCGGCGGUCUACCAGGUCCUGAUACACAGUCUGCCUUGACUCGCUUGGAUGCGCUUGAAGCGGACCUCAAAGCACGACGAGACGUCUUGCCACGCGCUGAAGGCCCAGUUGCCCAACGAGCGACGCAGCAAGAUGCGCAGGCUGUGCGUGGUGCUGCUCGUGCUGCUACUCGUGGACGUGCAAGAGGACGUGGCGGACGUGGUAGAUCAUGAGACGUUGGUAGAUCAUGAGACGUCUCUUUCAA
This is a messenger RNA of Protomyces lactucae-debilis, 947 nucleotides long. RefSeq lists its product as uncharacterized. Gene Ontology annotation, cellular component: RecQ family helicase-topoisomerase III complex; nuclear body. Gene Ontology annotation, biological process: resolution of meiotic recombination intermediates; double-strand break repair via homologous recombination. Lineage: Eukaryota; Fungi; Ascomycota; Taphrinomycetes; Taphrinales; Protomycetaceae. Bases 76 to 915 code for a protein of 279 amino acids. The transcript has a single exon. The record is from RefSeq and is a predicted model, not a curated record.